Wyeomyia smithii (pitcher-plant mosquito) is the source of this 15615-nucleotide messenger RNA. It is a transcript of the gene Nmdar2, whose product is annotated as glutamate receptor ionotropic, NMDA 2B. The coding region runs from base 801 to 3992 and encodes 1063 amino acids. The record is from RefSeq and is a predicted model, not a curated record. Gene Ontology annotation, cellular component: plasma membrane; postsynaptic membrane. Gene Ontology annotation, molecular function: transmitter-gated monoatomic ion channel activity involved in regulation of postsynaptic membrane potential; NMDA glutamate receptor activity. The transcript is spliced from 4 exons. NCBI's taxonomy places the organism in Eukaryota, Metazoa, Arthropoda, Insecta, Diptera, Culicidae. Gene Ontology annotation, biological process: monoatomic ion transport; synaptic transmission, glutamatergic; modulation of chemical synaptic transmission.
GGCAUUGCUGCUACAGUGCUUCUUGUUACAUAAUUUAUCCUUUUCGUUGGACUUGACUUUUGUAAAUACCUCGACGUUGAUAGCAGAGAAAAACGUUUAAUGGGACAAAAAGUAGAUGUUGUAGGAUAGCAAAAUUGAAAGACGCUUGCCGUCGAGUAGGUCGCUUGUCCUCGGCAAACAGUUUCUACAACUGAUAAGGGAGAGGCCGCCCAAAAGCGCUGGCACACACAUCUGCACAUCGGUAAUAUUCUGGUUAGGAGCAGUGCAGCAUCUUGAAUCUUUUCCAUCACAGUUUGCAAAGUCUGACGCGCGCGAGUGUAUUAUGUAGUAGUGUGUUUCAUAAUUUGGUUUAACAAGGGAGGAGACCACAGUGCAACCAAAGGCACAAGGAAACUUGAGAAGGACAAACCGAGAAGGAUAAAUUUUCGCCUUUCAACUCUCGUUCCAUGAGUACACAAAAGGAGUUUUCCACCUUUUUUCUUAGUGCAAACCGUGUACAAAGUCGCAAUCAGGAGGUACUUUAUGAAUUUUGUGCUGGCCUCGAGGCAUCGGGUGUGUUUUUUCGGUGCCAGAGUUGGUGCAAAAUGGUUGUGAAAAUUGCUGUCGAAAUCUAAAAGGAAUCGAGCAAAGCUGCCGCUGGGUUUUGCCAGCAAGAGCGCGAGGUGCAGUAAAGAUGAAUUUAUAAGUGAAAAAGGAAAUACGCCCAUUUCUGAUAUUUCCGUUUUUCGCCUGUCUCCUCUCGGGCGGAUGCUGAAUGCUUGUGUUACAUGCAAAAAUAGGUGCUGUUGUGUUGUAUAUCGAUGAAAAUUGGAAUCCAAUUAGCAGGGAAAAUGAAUUUAUUGCUCACUUCCGCGAUACUGCUGCUCGGUUGCCUAAUUUCGGGCGUGGAAGUGAAAAGCUACAAGGCAACAACAAAUCGGGGUAGUGGAAUUAGCAUAGGGGGCAGCAGUAGUAGCAGUUCCAGUAACAGCGAAAGUGGUCGUGGAAGCGGUAGUAGCAGUGGUUCCGGAUUGGGUAGCUUUCGUAACAAGCUGCAGUUAAAUGUUGGCCUUUUGGUACCACACACUAAUUUCGGGCGACGAGAUUAUCUUCGCUCGAUCAGUACAGCCGUGCUUGGUUUACAGAAGGGGCGUGGACCGAAGCUGACCUUUCUGAAGGAUCACGAAUUUCAAACAUCCAACAUACAAGUUGACAUGAUGUCGCUCACGCCUAGCCCCACAGCGAUUCUCAACACAUUAUGUAAAGAAUUUCUGCACGCGAAUGUGUCCGCUAUUCUGUACAUGAUGAACUACGAAUCUUAUGGUCGAAGCACUGCCUCGGCUCAGUACUUCCUCCAAUUGGCUGGAUAUCUGGGCAUUCCUGUAAUCUCCUGGAAUGCCGAUAACUCCGGUUUGGAGCGGCGUGCAUCGCAGUCCACGCUUCAACUGCAGCUUGCGCCCAGCAUCGAACAUCAGAGUGCCGCAAUGCUAAGCAUUCUGGAACGCUACAAGUGGCACCAAUUUUCGGUGGUGACAUCGCAGAUCGCCGGCCAUGACGAUUUUGUGCAAGCGGUUCGUGAGCAGGUUGCUGCAAUGGACCACUUUAAAUUUACCAUCCUCAACUCGAUCAUCGUAUCCCGUCCGGUCAACCUGGUCGAGCUGGUUAACAGCGAGGCCCGGGUGAUGCUGCUAUAUUGCACCAAAGACGAAGCCGUCGACAUCCUGAAGGCGGCCGAGGAGCUGCACAUAACCGGUGAAAAUUACGUGUGGGUCGUCACGCAGAGCGUGAUUGAGAACAUGCAAGCACCGACGCAGUUUCCUGUUGGCAUGCUUGGGGUGCAUUUUGAUACGUCUUCCAGUGCGCUGUUGAAUGAGAUUUCUAAUGCAAUUCGAGUGUACGCGUACGGCGUAGAGUAUUAUUUAAGUGACCCGAAAAAUUUCGGCCGGGGUCUCGACACGCAUCAGCUGUCAUGCGAAGAUGAAGGCCGUGGCCGUUGGGAUAACGGUGAGGUGUUUUUCAAAUACCUGAGGAAUGUGUCAUUGGAAGGGGAGCCGAACAGACCAAACAUUGAGUUUACUACCGAUGGUGAUCUUAAAUGGGCGGAGCUGAAGAUCAUGAAUCUACGGCCUAGUGUUAACAGUAAGGGUCUGGUAUGGGAGGAAAUUGGUAUGUGGAAAUCGUGGCAACAGCAAAAACUGGACAUCAGGGACAUAGCCUGGCCGGGUGAUUCACAUUCACCUCCACAAGGGGUACCAGAAAAGUUUCACCUCAAAAUCACGUUCUUGGAGGAAGCCCCAUAUAUCAACCUAUCUCCCGCAGAUCCAAUCAGUGGAAAAUGUCUAAUGGAUCGAGGCGUUUUGUGUCGGGUUGCGGCGGAUCACGAAAUGACAGACAUCGACAUGGGUCAAGCGCACAAGAAUGGCUCAUUCUAUCAGUGCUGCAGUGGGUUUUGCAUCGAUCUACUGGAGAAAUUCGCUGAAGAAUUGGGAUUCACGUACGAGUUAGUAAGAGUGGAAGAUGGCAAGUGGGGAACACUGGAGAAUGGAAAAUGGAAUGGGUUAAUUCACGAGUUGGUGAAUAGAAAGACUGACAUGGUGCUGACGUCUCUGAUGAUUAACGCCGAGCGGGAAGCUGUUGUAGACUUUAGCGAACCAUUUAUGGAGACUGGAAUUGCGAUAGUGGUUGCCAAAAGAACCGGAAUCAUAUCCCCAACGGCUUUCCUAGAGCCGUUUGAUACCGCAUCUUGGAUGUUGGUAGGAAUCUUCGCUAUUCAGGCAGCCACUUUUAUGAUAUUUCUUUUUGAAUGGCUAUCUCCUAGCGGAUAUGACAUGAAGACUGUCCUGCAGAACGCUAACAAUACACCGUACCGCUUUUCCUUGUUUCGUACCUAUUGGUUGGUGUGGGCCGUACUGUUUCAAGCAGCAGUGCACGUUGAUUCGCCGCGAGGAUUCACUUCCCGCUUCAUGACCAAUGUAUGGGCUAUGUUCGCUGUAGUGUUCCUUGCCAUUUACACUGCCAAUCUUGCCGCGUUCAUGAUAACCAGAGAGGAAUUCCAUGAAUUUACCGGCCUGGAUGACACACGAUUGUUGCAUCCAUUUUCUCACAAACCGACCAUCAAAUUCGGCACGAUUCCCUGGAGUCAUACCGAUUCGACUAUAUCGAAAUACUUCAAGGAAAUGCAUUACUACAUGAGGCAAUACAAUAAAACCAGUGUAGCGGAUGGCGUUGCGGCUGUUUUAAAUGGUGGCAUGGAUGCGUUCAUCUACGAUGGAACAGUCCUUGAUUAUCUAGUUCAGCAAGAUGAAGACUGUCGUUUGUUAACUGUAGGACAAUGGUAUGCCAUGACAGGUUAUGGGCUAGCGUUCAGUCGCAACUCGAAAUAUGUUGAAAUGUUCAACAAACGGCUCCUGGAAUUUCGUGCCAAUGGAGAUUUAGAACGGCUCCGGCGAUACUGGAUGACAGGAACCUGCCGUCCUGGCAAGCAAGAACACAAAUCCUCGGAUCCUCUUGCACUAGAGCAGUUCUUGUCUGCUUUUCUACUACUGAUGGCUGGAAUUUUACUUGCAGCUUUACUUUUGUUAUUGGAACAUCUAUACUUCAAAUAUUUUCGUAAGCGUUUGGCGAAAAAAGAUCGUGGAGGCUGCUGUGCCCUCAUUUCUCUCUCUAUGGGUAAGUCUUUGACCUUCAGAGGUGCGGUUUUUGAAGCGACUGAACUUCUCCGUCACCACCGCUGCAACGAUCCAAUCUGCGAUACGCAUUUGUGGAAAGUGAAACACGAACUGGAUAUGACACGAUUGCGGAACAGUCAGUUGGAGAAAGCAAUGGAUUCGCAUGGCAUUAAACCUCCUCAAAUUAAGAUAGCGUCUACCAACGACAUCAUAGGCACAGGUCGCCGGGAGAACAUCCAUCAGCGACCGAACAUUCUGGGUAAUCUAAGUCUCGGGGGAAGUGCGCAGGAUUUGUAUAGAUGGUCGUACAAGACCGAGAUUGCCGAAAUGGAAACUGUACUGUAAGUAAGUAACCACCACCAAUCUAACUAUUGAACCCGCCCAUAGUCGACAAGGGUCAUUACAUUCACUCAUUAACAACGCUGUAAACACUGUCAAUCUACAACUACUACUAAACUGGUAAAAAGUGUACUGAAUAUUCGUGUAGGUACAACCAAUCAGAGAAGUCGUUCAACUGCACGAAAAACAAUCAACCGUUCCACACAAUACAACUGGAAACCACCGUGGUAGAUCGAGCUUAAAAAGUUUUGAGUUUUGCCGGCGCUGGAGACUACUGAAGAUUAGGGAAAAAACGAAAGUUAGUUUAAUUGACUUCAGGCCGGAUUUAGAAGCUGGGGUGCCCGGGGCAAAUUUGUUUGUGAGGCUUUAUUUUCUUAAAACAUUUAAAGGUAACGUUCUUUACAGACGAGCAGGUGAUAAGCAAAAAAAAGGUCACCCUAGGACAAGGGGGCCCCUUCAAUCGGGAGGCCCGGGGCAUUUGCCCCCUUUGCCUCCCCUCAAAUCCGGGCCUGAUUGACUUUCGACUUUAAUAGCUUCGUGUUGAUCCUAGAGCAUGUUUUCCGAUUUGAUCCUAUGAAUUUUAUUAGGAGUAUUUUGAUUUAGUAAUAUUCAACGUCAAUUUUUAAACUUAUGUAGUGUAAGUGACAGCUCAGUUUGCUGGUUUGUCCCGUUCUAUUUUCAAAACGGUAUUAUACACGAAAACAAUUUUCUCUUUGCAUCUUUGCACACCAAAAAAUGUUUGCACUUCGAAAAAAGAAAUUAGAAAAAACGACCUCCGACAAAUUUACUUACAUUUAGUUAUAUCUUGAUUAAAUUUUCACCUGGUUUUAAACACAGUACCAUCACAUCGUUGAAGUCAUUUGAACUUCUCUCUGCGCCACUCUGCGCCCAUAACCUAUCUAUUCACUCUGAGCUGAAUAUCUUUAGGAUUCAGAAUUGAAAAGACCACGCCUAUGGUUUCAAGGGCUAACAUCUCAACAUUUAUGUAAACGAGAUAGCAUAUCACCGCCUCUCUUCAUGCAUCUUUAUCUCACUGCUGACAGCGAGCACAAAUUAAUUUGAGCCCAGGACAUGAGUUCAUUGUCAUUCACUGUUACUCGGUAUAGGGAUGCUAAUGGCUCGAAAAAGACUGUCGAGCUUUCAAAAAGUCUUUUGAUGAGGACAUAGAAAAUGCCAGUAUCUCUUGGUGCUUCGCCUUUUAUUUAAAGUUUUAAAGUUUGUGAAAAUAGAUUGCACUUCACUCAUUUUUUUACUCUUUCGAAUAUCAAUUGAUGAGCCUAAUAAUGUUCUCUAGGUUCGAAUAUUAACUCUUUCAAAUUGUUUAACAUCUUUUUGAGCUUUUAUGUUUGUUGUUUAGAAAAAUGCGAUCACUUUUAUCGAGUUUUUUGCAAUUGUAUGCAAAGUUUAAAAUGGAUCUUUUAAAUUAUAUGUUCUAAAAAUGUUCACUAUUCAAAUUCUUAAAUAUUCUCUCAAAAUUAGAAUUAUUUUGCGAAACAAUAUCUUAUUUCAAGCUCUCUCUAAUCAUGGAGUCAUGGAACGAUUUCCAACCCAAUUUGAAAUUGAUUGAUAUUUUUAGUAUUAAGGCUAUCAGAAUACAUAAGACAACUUUGGCAAAGAUUGCGUACGGUUGCCAUGUGCAACGGCAGGGAAGGAAACCUGAUAAUCGAUGAGACGUGUAAAACUUGGUUCAAGUAUUAAGUAUAACUUACACAUUAUAACAUUCCUACUUACUUAACUUUUAUGGCGACAGGUCGUUAACGACCCACUGCCGAAUCCAGAAUACGUCUCCAUAUCAUUCGAUAUUGGGAUAGUCUUCUCCAAUAGCCCCUAACACCCGCCGAUCGGGCGUUCUCAUCCACGCCACACAUCCAACGAGUACGGGGUCUACCACAGAGUCGGGCUCUCUGCUGAGUAUGUCUUUGCUGGUCGCUCCUCCGAUUAACGUUGUUGUCACACGUUACGAGAGUACCAAGGUAGGGGAACAACAGGCAACACGGACAGGGCGGGUAAGAUGGUCCGUUGCUCAUUUCUAUAUAAACCAUUGAAAUGAACACAAAUCAUUUAUGCCAGUUACAUACCAACAGUUUUCUGGGAGUUUCGAGAUAUUAUGAAGAUUGAAACAAUAGUUAGUUAUUUGAGAAAUAAUAAAAAUAAGCUCACCCUCAACAGCAAAGCAAUGUGAUGUAGUUUUUGCCGUACCGAAUUUAAGCUUCUGCUGCGGUAAAACUUCAGAAAAAUAUAGUUUUCAAUGACAUUGGAAUAAUUAAGCAUAUUUGAAACAUGUGGGUGAAGAUAGUUUAGUGAAAAUAUGAUUUUUUUGGAAAUCACAUCGAUCCAAAAAAUUGUUUGCCUCUUGGGCAAGACGGUCAGUCGUUGUGUUCGCAAAAUGGGCAGUCUGAGAAAACGACGAUAGCACCAUGUCAUAUUGUUUCUAUCAGCAUUCUUAGCACGUGAGAUGAGACUUAAAGUCAUUAACUCUCAUUUGAAAUAAAAAUCAUCAUUAGAAACGUUGUUAAAACCUGUAAAUAUGCUACAUGUAAAUGUGUCUGCGCAGCGGACGGUAAGCUUUAAACACGUGCUUUUUUGCGCAGCGCGUCGUCCCGUAUAGAAAAGAAAUUUGCUAUAGUUUUUCAUAAGGCCGUCUUACCAGCACAGCCGGUCCGUUUCAUAUGCACGUUGUGAAAUAGUGGUUUUUCGAGACUGUUUUUAUUUUAGUGAAAACUAAUAUAAAAUCACUCUAAAAAGGAAAGGUUUGCAUUAUUUUAUGAAAAGCACUAGUGAAUGUCAAAUAUUAUGAAUAUCGUUGGUUGCAAUGUUGUGUCUUGAGCAGAAUAAUGAAUGAUUUCCUUAGGGUGACCGUCUUGCCCGUUGUUCCCCUACACAAAUUCGUUGACUACUUCAUAGAUACCCCAUCUAUCACAACUGCUCUGCGGUUAAUACCGACUGUCGACUUCAGGAGUUUAUCAAGAAGAACGUCUUUCUUUUAAAAAGGGUUAGAUUCCUCGGGUUAUCUUAACCGACGUGCAAAGGUCCUUUUCGCAUUCGAAAGGCUUAAACACGCAAGGGACAACCUCUGAAAUCUAACGUUCGGAAGAAGAAAGAUCUACGCGAGUUCGAUUUUGCUAGUGGUAUGAUUUUAUUUGGUAGAAAAUCGGGUUUAUAUACAAAAUUUACAAAUUCGAAUCUUAUGAACUAUGCCUACGUAUGGAAGAGAAAAUGAGAGAGAAGAUUCUCCGAAUCUUCGUAAGGGAACAAAUAAGAACGCGACAGAAUUUCCAUUCGCCUAGCCAGGACAAAUUUGCCUUCCCCUAAUCCGGUACCUGAACGGGAAAAAGGUUUCGGCUUUCUUUACACGCGCCUACGACAACAUUCAUUCAGAUAGUUACAAUGUUUUACAAAGCGCCGGAUUUGCAUUCCCUAUUUCCCUACUUAAGAUGAUAAUGCGUACGCAGACGCGCCGGCUGAUAAUAGGACUUAUCGCCCUUUUCUUUGAGCAUUACUCGUCCAUAAUUCGCAUAGUCAUUGACGCUGGCUAAACCUAACAGACUAAGAAAACAGAACAGAACAGAAAAUAGACCGCUUACGAUUAGUGGCCUCGCACGGAUCUAGAAAUUCUAUACCUGCUUCUAAUCUAGCACCCGCACGAAGGGUCGGUCGGGGAUUAUUUCUGUAGCAAUCUCCUCUAUGACGGGAACCUAUUCGCGAUUAUUAAAUCUAUUCUAAUUCCUUUUAUAAGAACAAUAAUUAAUGAGUUGCUGAAUGACUAUAUUGUCAAGUUCUAAAUAUUGCGUUUGCUAACCGACGAUAUGGAUAUUGUCCGCAAAGUCAAGCGAGAGCUCAUGAGACUUUGAGAUAAUAGUACCGCUUUUUUGCACGCCAGCUCUCUGGACUUCUCCUUCCAAAGCAUUGUUGAACAAUAGGUUCGAGAGCCCGCCACCCUACUUCAAACCGUCCAACGGCAUAAACGGGUCCAAAAUUACGCCCGCUAUCCACAUGAUGGAAACCCGUAAAAGGUGGCACGAAUCAGCAUAAUCAGUUUCGUUGUGAAACCGUGUUCAAGCAUAAUCUGCGCUUAACUGAAUCAUAUGCCGCCUUGAACUCUAUAAACAGAUAAUGAGUUAGCAAGAUAACUUCUCUGAACUUGUCAAGGAUUUGACGCAAGGUGAUGGGUCGGUCUCAGUCUUUUAAAAAGGAUGCGAAUCUUGUAAGCAGAAUUGAGGAUUGUUAUGCCUCGAUAUUUACUGCAAUCGAGUCGGUGGUCCUUUUUAAAGACUGGGCAAAUGAGUUCGUCCAUCUAGUCUGCUGGUAGUUUGUUUUCGGGCCAAACUUUCAAGAUGAGCCGAUGGAUUGCACACAACAGCUGCUCACUCCUGGCUUUGAAGAGUUCGGCUGGGAGGCCGUUGUUUUCAGCUGCUUUGUGGUGUUUCUUAACUCUUUACAAGCUGCCCCAACCUCGUCCAAGCCUGGCGGAUCUGCAGCUUGUCCAUCCCCCUUAAUUUCUCUCCUGUUUCUGUCGACGGCCCUAUCCUCUUCGUCGUUCAGCAACGCCUUGAAAUGCUGUUUCCAACGCAGGGCCACCAGUGUCUUAUCGGUUAUCAGGUUACCUUCCUUGUUGUUACACAUAGCAGGGAUUGAUAACGUUCCUGAUUCCGUUUAUGAUUUUGAAGAAACUUUCGUGUCGUGUAAGAGAAGCCUCCCCAUCUGGAACAACCCGUUCGCAGUGCUCACUUUUCUUGCGUUUAGCUUGGGCCUCGGAAGGACCACACAUCGAUGACAUAAACCAGUAUAUGGUCGAUUUGAGAGCAUGCCUCGCGUUUGGGGUGUUACCAUGUAUGUUUCUGAAUAUCUUUCCUGCAAAGUAUGUGCUACAGAUUGCCAUUUCUCUCGCUGCGUCGAAGUUCACCAACCUCAGGCCAUUCUCAUCACUGGUAGCAUGGAGACUGUGUCCACUAAUAAUGGGACGGAAGAACUGCUCUCGUCCAACCUGUGCGUUUGCGUCCUUGAUGAUGAUCUUUAUAUCAUGUUUUGGGCUUUCUCCAUAUGUCGCAAAACUCCUCCUUCACAUCAUCGGGUUUAUCGUUUUUUGGUGCGUAUACAUUGAUCAGGCUGUACUCGAAGAAUCUGUCCUCGAUUCUUAGCACGCAUAAACGGUCACUGGUGGGUCUCCACUUAAGGACCCGCAUGAUCUGUUUUCUUUGUAUGACAAAACCGACGCCUUGUUUACCUCUGUCGCCGCCACAUCUAUCAGAUGUGGUAUUUGAAAGUAAAAUAGACCAUCGCACGGUGACGUCACGCACCUGAGUUUGACAGCUACUGGUAACUUUGUUUACCUUCGGGUGAUGCAGUUUUGUUCUUAAUUACAGCAGAUCAUUUCAAUUGUGAUCAAAAUGACGGUUAAAUGUUGUGCUUGAGGUGCCAGUACACUAAAAAACAGUUAAAAAUUAAGCAGCAUUUCCACUACGCGCGCGAUUGAUCCAUUAGAAAAAAGCAAAAAUUCAAAAACGUAAACAAAGUUACCACUAACUGUCAGAAAAGUGAGGUUACAGAGAUUCGGUGAGAUAGUCUAUAGAAAGAUUUAUCGUUCGGAGCUCACGUUCACCCGUCUUCGGGUACCGCACUUCCUGUAUUGCUGCGAUUUCCAUCGUCUCUUUUCGCAGCUCCCUGGCCAAGAUGUCCACGCGUGCCGGUUAGAGUAGAGUUCACCGAUCUUCCCUUGGCUGCUCGUAUCCAUGUUGGUACAACGUAGAGGUAGGGAUAGGAGUUGCUAGGUUGUAUGCUCUGGACCACACUGGGGUCUAUUUUAUGUCAACUAGUACGGAUUGUAUUGCUGGUACGCUCUGCCCAGCCGUUUACCAACCGCUAUAACUUUUGAUCGUAUUUUAAAACCGGUUAUCUUCGACUAUCGCGUCGACGGAUUGGAGCUGAAAAGGGUCGAUCAGGUAAAAGACUUUAGUGUUCUUCUUUACACUAGACUUACAUUUCAUCUGCAUCACGCAACGAUGAUUUCAAAAGCUACACGCCAGCCCGGUUUCAUUUCAGAAGUCGACCGUGAUUUCAAAGUUUCGCAGUUCUUGAAGCGAUUUACUGUUAACUAGUACACCUGAUCGAGAAUUGCAACUUGAUUUGGUUUCCCUAUCAGCUAAUUUGAAACCUGCGGAUUCAGUGUAUCCAAAAACGAUUUGAUUGCAUUGCACUACGUGAGCUUCCCGCUGUGAUCCCGCUAACUUACCCCCGUAUCGCUGCCAUUUGAUUGGUAUCAAAGAUGACUAGAACAAGAUACCUGACUCUUGCAGAAUUCAUCGGACAUGAUUGUCGCUGCGCGUGAGCAAAAGUCGAACUAAUUUAUACACUGUUAAUAUGAUGUAUACUCAACGUUAAAAUCAACUGACGACAAGGCCAAGACAUGACUGCUGAAAGGUGAAACAAUUUUUUCAGUAUCCAUGUGGACGACUGUACGAGUGUACGGUGCUGCCAUCCGAAAAAUGAUAAUAACGUGUACGAAUGUUUAGUUUUCAAAUGAAACUGUCCGGAAGAAUCAAGAAUAAUCGGCGCAUCAUUCAAAAUUUAGCGUACCAUCAGAAAUUCUUGAUAACCGCUAUGAGCACGCUCUCCAGCCAAGUUAUUAACUCUUGCCAAGGUUGAUAAAGCAAAAAUCGCGUGCCCCGGUGAACCUAACCAUAUGCACAAUGGUGCUGAAACCUGGCUUGCGUCAUAUCAAACUGUAAGUGUUGGUAGAAUGGGACCUGAAAAUAAAUAUAACCCCUCAAUGUAAACUCCCACGCUGACAGUCAAUUUACACUUUUCUUUCGUACUUUGAAGUGCAAAAAAUAUGGCAAUAGCAUUAAAAUGACAAUAUCAAUAAUCUGCAUGUUAUCUUAAGCGUUGAGCUGACCAAACUGCUAAACCUUUUUCAUAUACAAUCUUGAGCAGCUCAACUAUCGAUGACGGACUAUGCACGAUAAAUCGGUUUUGCUCAUAGUGACAAUUUUAUGAGAAUUUAAGUCAUCAGAUGGCAGCACUAACCGUCGAAAAUCAGUCGUAUUCAAAAUGUAUGAAAAAUAUGGAAGUUAGGUAUCUUGUUCUAGUUAUCUUUGUUGGUAUCGAGCAGUGUUUACUCCCAAAUUAAUCUUCACAACGCGCUAUUCGUUUAACUGAAUUUCUUUGCCGUACAUAGUUUAGUCGCAGACAGACGUCCAAGCAAGAACAACAUUGAUCAAAAUUUCCGUGUAAAUUUUCAAAGUAAAUUGCGUUAUAAAUCACUUGUACACUAACGCCGCCUGGUGACCUUAUCGCUACAAUACAUUUUUUUUCGCUGGUGCACGAGGCUGGCGAUACUGGUAGCGCUAUCUGGUUACGGAUUGCUACUGCAAAAAACUUUACACAAGUUUGAAACUCAGCUUGGACGUCUGUCUGCGGUUUAGUUUUAAUGAACCUGUCGCAGCAUGCCCUAGAACUUUUGCUCAUGUUGAGCAACUGUUUGAACUCAACGAAUCCUGGGAUAAAUUCAUGCAGAAGCUCACCUUACCAAACAGUCUCGAACCGUGGGGUGGCUCUUGCUGUAAGUAAGACUCGUCCUAACUUUACUGGGUCCAUGGCUGCAGUUCGCUGGCUCCUCACCCUUCCAACCCUUCCACUUUUUCUCAUUUCACGGCAUAUUGUCCAAGGUGUUCGGACACUAGUAUCAAGUUUCCAUUACAUUCGGAUGUGGUCUAUGUAAACAUGCUCUAGCGUCAAUCCUUCCAAAAAGAAUGCCCGGCAAAACACUAGCAAGGCAAUGCCAACCCGAAUAACAUGCAAAACCGUUAAACACUUCAUGUUCCGGCAUGCUGACAAACAUUCGAAAAGAGAGAAAUUCGUACAUUGAAAGAGAUAGAUAUUGUUGGUAUAAACGUUAAUUUACUAAAGCAUUUACUAUUUACGAUUAUUAUAACAAGAGAAAAGAUUAUUAUAUUAAACACAUACAAAUUCAGAUUGAAAUUGGUAAUAAAUUUUAUACCUGCAUUAACAAUAUUUGUACACAAAACAGAGAUUCGUGCAUCUGAAUAUUUACUUUUCAUUCAACAAAGUUGUCAUUUUUGACAAAUGUUUAUGAUCGGUUUGAUCGUUGUACAAUUGGUAUUUAUUUUUAUAUUUCGUAAUCCUUGCAAGCCGAAUGUACAGAAUAUCUAAAGAACAAACGAGCACAAUCACUGUUACAGUUGUGUAAAUACCAUUCCUGCUCCCAAAUAAAACCAACCCGAAGAAAGCCAAAAAAGACAAAGGAAGUUCGGCAAAUUUUAGGCCAAAGAAAAAAGAUAAAAACGUUUAAUAUAGAGCAAAGUUUACUACAAAGAAACAUUUUGACGUUUUACGCUUAUUAUAUAUAAAAAAAACUAAUCCGUUAAAUGAAAAUGCUGGUACCACGUGACUACACUCAUACACAACCAUGCUAACCGGAAACCACAUAGCACUAAAAAAUCGAACAGUUCAUUCAAACACAGAAAUAAUAGACGGACAGAUUUCUGAAGCAUUACUAACAUUUAAAGUUUAAACCUAAAUAAACAGAUGCAUUGUAAUUUAAAAUGAAUAAACAGACAACCCACGAGAGUACUAAGCAAAAUUAUUGAGUGGUUUUACUAAGAAAAUAAUAAGAAUAAAAAUGGAAAUAAACAGUUAACUUUAUAGAAAACUUACAAAUAUAUGAAAAAUCGUAAAAAAACAAACACUACUCUGGAUUGCGUUGAAGCAUUUUGAAGAUUUCAAUAAUCGUACUGGUUAUGUUACGCAAAAUAAGGAAAAACGAAAAUAAAACACACACACAAAGAAAUUCUAGUGGUAUGUUAGUGAGGAGGAAUUAUAAUUAUGAUUAUGAUUACCAUUCAAACAUGAAAAAGGCCUAAUAAUUACAGAGACGGAGAUAUAAGCCAAAAAACACUUUUAUAACGAAACAAGCAAAAAAAAACUACCAAACACGUACUAAUCGGACGAAGACAAAACAUACGGACACAAACGAAACGUAUCUAGAUUUACGAAAUGGAAUGAAACGGUGCAACUUCAAAUCAAAAGGGAAUAAAACAAAAUAAACACGAAAAGCGAAAUUACGAAGUAAGGAAAACACAAAAACUUUAUGGGAGAUUAUUCCGUUGUUUCAUUCGUAAUAUGUACUGAUAUCAGCCAAACAGCAUAUGACUCGAUUCGUUUCUCGUUACUAAUUGUAACAAAAUUGGUUAACAUUUUGUAGGUUAUAUAAAAAUCACUAUAUAAACGAAUGAGCGAAGAACGAGUGAAUCGGCUGCGAGAUCUGAAAAACGAACGUGUAUCUUACAGUGUAUUAUUGUUAAUGUAGAUGUUGAAAAAGUUAAAGGAACCGAACAGAUGAAACAUAUGUAGGAUUCAUCGGAAAAAAAGUAAAACCAGAAGGUUACAGAAUGAAGAAUGUUGUAGGCGGACAGAAGUGUAAAUCUGUAGGCUGUAAGCAGCGUAACUGAGGAAUGUUAAAAUCAUUACAAGAACAGCUUAUAGGUUUCAUACGUGUUCAUACAAAGGAUUUAAAAUUGAAGCUGUUUUGUAAAGAAAGACAAAAGUGCAGGACAAGUGUGCGCUUACACACAAACACAAAUGUGUUAGCUAGUUGUCCCAGCCAUAAGAUGUGGCAUGUUUUGUUUUAAUGUGUUCGUACAAUGUUUGGCCACAAUGGAAAUCCCACAUCAGAAAUUUUUCAAACAUGGUAUUGCAUGUUUUCAAUCGAUGUUUCUAGAUUUUUGCCAAUGACACAUUUCAGAGUAACAGAUUGCAAUUUUGAAUAGAUAGUAUUGUUGGAUUUAUCCCGGGUUGAAGUUUUGAUAUAUUUGAUAUUAUUUACACUUGCUGUGGAAGAUCGGUAAUUUAUUAAUACUUUGACAUUUACAAUAAACCCAAACAUUUUUGAUUGGAAAAACUACAUUCGUGUCUCAUGGAAGUUGGCUAUACCGCGUUUUUAUUUAAAUUUGUAGAGAAAGAUUUCAUUGUGCUCGCCGAAAUUCGUACAAAACUUCACUGUAGGAUAGGCUUUACUUUUUAUUAUGAGUGGAAAUUGAAAGUAUGAAAAACAAUCAUGAUAAAACCGGUUGUCAAUUUGUAACCAUUUUAUUUUUACAUUUUUCAUAGAUUUUUGGUUUGAAUUACUUAGAAAAAUAUAUCGUCAAUACGUGCCAAACACUAGAAAACACAUUUGCUCAUUUGAUGGGAGUAAAAGAUUGAUUAUUUACAUUACUUUACAAAUUGCGGGCACCGGACUGGAGGAAUCGAAAUAGCAACAUACACUUACUGACUCACGCGAAAGCCAUCAUCACUGAUUGAUUGGUAACAUUGACAAAUAAUUUAUAGUUAUAAGAAUUUAUUAAUUUUAGAAAACCGUAUUGAUACAGAUAUUUUAUAGUAACAAUGGAUAACAAAGCAAAACAGAUCCAUCCCUUCCCUUAUUUGCGAAUUUGCGAGUAGAAGCCAGUAAAAGUGAAUGUGGAAGUCAGAGUUUAGAAGCUUAAAUUUUACAGUUCACAAUUAAGUGCAACAGAACCUGCAAUUCUGUGUGAUUAAGUAUGCUAUAUAGAGAAUAUAUUACCAUGUUUUGCUAAGUGUUCAUUUACAACUAUGUUCUAAACAUGUAAACUAAGCUUCAAAUGAGAUUGUCCGAAGCUUGUUCGACUGGAAAAGUAGAUGGUGAAAAUACCAAUGUUGUUAUUAGAUUUAUACACGAUAAUAUCAUUCUGAUUGCUCAUCAUUAGUGUGUGUCACACACUUUAUGAAUUUCGUUAUGUUGCAAGUAAAACAAGAAAAAAAAAUAAUGAAACUCCCAUAAACAACAAAAAAAUCAACAAUCGACAAAAUGUAACAGAAAACAAGUAAUAAAAAGAAUUGUAUAGAAAAGCAGCACUUGAAACCUUAUAAUAAAUGUUAACAUUAAUAGAGUAAAGUAAAUAUUAUUAAAUUUGAAUUGAAGAAGCAUAUAUUGAAUAUAGGAUAAUUUAAAUAACUAAUUUAAACUCAAAAAAUAUCUGCAGACGAACACACAGACAAAAAAAAACGAAAAGAGACAAGCCCGAUAGAAAAUCAAGCCAAAAAAGCGGAAAGUAGGUGUAAUAGUUUGCUAAAGCUGUAUUCAAACCAAUGAACGAAAACGUCGUAAACUAACUAAACAUUGAAGGUAUCAACUGAAUUAAACAAAAAUCACAAGGUCUGCUUCGAUGACGCGGUUAAGGAUGAAACUUUCCUCAAACCUGUCGUCGACAGCACAGGCCUACUAAUAACCCAUGGAUAAAAGUAAACUAUGUUUGUGUAUUUAAUUAAAUCCAAUUAAAAAAAACAAAGCUAAUUAAUCGUGGCAUGUAGCAACCGAAUAAUGCGAACGUAUUUGUACCUCUAUACCAUCCUAGAGUCGCAGCCUUGGUUGAGCUAAAGAAAUCGCCCACUUAGUAAAAUUAUGCAGGUAAUCGUAAAACUAAAUUUAAACAAGAAAACGAAAAAAAGGACGAACGCAAUGCCAGAAUACCGUUGGAAAGCGUAAAAACUGCAUUUACUGGUCACGAAACCAGGCGCUAACGGGCAACAGUGUACACCUACGCAACAACAUCACAUUUGAGAAUAAAUAAAAAAUAACAUAUGAAUGUUAAAA